AUGCGUCUACACACUAGCAUUGCUUCUUUAGGAGCACUCCUGCUCCCAUUGACCUCGGCGCAGCCCACCGGGAGCUCCGGGAGUGGCAAUGGAUCAAGCAGUUUAGGACCUGAUGAGAAUGGUUUCUAUUGGAUCUACGGCGAGGGUAUCACAGCCGCGUUCAUUACCUAUGGUGCUUCCGUCGCAAAGCUACUAGUUCACGACCAAUACGGCAUUGAACGAGAUGUUGUAGCCGGUUUCGACAAUGCUACCGCCUACACACUUGAUGCGGCUCACCCUCAUCUCGGUGGUGUACCGGGUCGAUACGCAAACCGUAUUCAGAACAGUACCUUCACAAUUGAUGGCGAAACUUAUCACGUUGACCCCAACGAGAACCCCACCGCAGAUGCUCCAGAUGGCGCCGAUACUCUACACGGUGGCCAUGACGGUUGGGACUACCGGAAUUUCACAGUUGCCUCUCACACAAAUGAUAGCAUAACGUUCACCAUUGUCGACCCCGAUGGAAAGGAAGGUUUCCCUGGAGAGGUUAUUUCUUACAUCACCUACACUCUCGGCAAGCGCACAUGGAACUUUAAGAUGGUGGCUAUUGCAACUACCAAGAAGACACCCAUCAUGCUUAGCAGCCACACGUACUGGAACUUGGAUGGUUAUGCCAACAAUGAGACUAACACUGUCUUGAACCACACUUUCCACCUGCCGUACAGUGGACAACGUGUUGGCGUUGACAACAUUUUGAUCCCGACGGGUGAUAUCUUGGCCAACAAGGAGGGAUCCGUCAACGAUUUCUGGAGUGCGCCCAAGCAAAUUGGAGCUGAUCUUCAGAAGCCUGAGGCUGAUGGCAACUGCGGUUUCAACUGCACUGGUUACGAUACUUGCUGGCUGAUCAACCGAGGCCAGGAGGGCCCCUACGACUGGCGCGCUGAGGGUGGCUACGUCGCCCGUCUGCACUCACCGUGGUCGGGUAUCCAACUCGACGUCUACACAGACCAAGAGGCGUACCAAAUGUACUCCUGCAACGGCCAGAACGCCACCAUGCCCCUCAAGACGACGCAAGGUCUCUUCGACAACGAGGACUUCCCCCGAACUAUUCCUCAGCACGGCUGUCUCGUCAUGGAGGUUGAGGACUGGAUCGACGCUAUCAACCACCCCGAAUGGGGACGCGACAGCAAGCAGAUCUAUGGACCCGGUGGUGACCCUUACGUCCUCCAGGCUAGUUAUGUCUUCAGCAUUAAUACUACAUCGUCUUAG
Molecule: messenger RNA, 1248 nt
Organism: Hypoxylon trugodes
Lineage: Eukaryota; Fungi; Ascomycota; Sordariomycetes; Xylariales; Hypoxylaceae
Product: galactose mutarotase-like protein
Exons: 2
Coding region: 1-1248 (415 amino acids)
Biological process (GO): beta-D-galactose catabolic process via UDP-galactose, Leloir pathway; glucose metabolic process
Molecular function (GO): aldose 1-epimerase activity; carbohydrate binding
Source: RefSeq, a predicted model, not a curated record